Molecule: messenger RNA, 3344 nt
Organism: Hypoxylon trugodes
Lineage: Eukaryota; Fungi; Ascomycota; Sordariomycetes; Xylariales; Hypoxylaceae
Product: glycoside hydrolase family 2 protein
Exons: 4
Coding region: 470-3064 (864 amino acids)
Biological process (GO): glycoprotein catabolic process; carbohydrate metabolic process
Molecular function (GO): beta-mannosidase activity
Source: RefSeq, a predicted model, not a curated record
AUCAAACAUUCCGCUACUACUAUUUUGUAGACGCAUGAUAGUUCCUAAUUCUCGAUGUGGUUUGAUAUUGGGGGUCAUUGCUACUACUAAAUUGGUGCGUCGCAACAUGCCGUGAUAGGUAUGUAGUCCGUCAUCGAAGAUGUCGCUAAUAAUAUCCCCAAGCUAUUUAGCUUGAGGUACCGAUCCGCUGGUCCAUCUAUCUGUAAGUCGGAUAUCGGAAACAGGGAUGUUUAUAGUGGCAGAGUGGACGGUAACAUCCCAGUGGGAUAUGGGGCUACCAUCCCACCGUGUUGGGAAAGGGGGGGUCAAUUAGACGUCCACUACAGCUUCCGUCUCUCACAUUAUUAUUUAUAUGUGGAAUGAACAGGUCAAGCAAUCACGAAGACACUCAUUUCUCCACUCACUUUGCCUUUUGAACUAAAACUUCCUUAACUUGCCCUCUUCGACCGUACCCACAGUAUCAUUCACCAUGGCUUUCACGAGAUAUAACCUCGAGACUGGAUGGCUUUUCAGGCAAAUCGAUAACGAUCCUCUGUAUCCCGAAAAAUGGCUGAAAGUGCCAAAAGUCCCAAGUCAGGUUCAUAUAGACCUGCUUGCUAACGGGAGAAUCCCAGAUCCGUUCAUCGAUCUCAAUGAACUAGCGGUACAAUGGAUUAACGAGAAAGAUUGGGUGUAUAGAGUUCAUUUCAAGAGGCCCGUGGGCCCAAAAACCGCUAAAAAAGUCAUCGGAGACUUGGUAUUUGAGGGGUUGGACACAUUUGCGUCCGUGUCCCUCAAUGGAACCGAGAUUCUGAAGUCAGAUAACAUGUUCUUGAGUCAUCGAGUCGACGUUUCAAAGCAUCUUAUGGAUGACAACAUUCUCGAAAUCAGAUUUGACUCAGCUAUGUUACUAGGCCGGGAGUUGGUAAAGAAACACAGCCAUGAACACACAUUCUAUGUGCGACAAACGGAAGUCAGUCGAGUUCCUGUGAGAAAAGCUCAAUACAAUUGGGGUUGGGAUUGGGGCCCAAUUUUGAUGACAGCUGGACCCUGGCGACCUAUUUACCUCGACCAGUAUGUUUCGAGAAUCGACGAUGUCUGGGUUCAUUACGAGCUCAGCGAGGACCUGAAGACAUGCUCGGGGCAAAUCUUCGCGACUGUUGCGGGCCGGACCUCUAAGCCUAUAACGCUUUCUAUCUCCCUGGGAGGAAAAAUUCUCUGGAUGAAGGACUUACUAGUCAAAGCUAAUGGUUUAGUCAAAUCAGAUUUCCAGAUUGAUAAUCCGAAGCUGUGGUAUCCACAUGGCUAUGGGCCGCAAACUCGAUAUAAGUUAGGGGCAACUUUACCUUCGUCGGACUAUAAGUUAAAAUUAAUUGGUUUCCGUCGAAGUGAAUUGAUUCAGGAGAAGGACGAAUUCGGUAAAUCGUUCUAUUUCCGUAUUAACGGGAUUGAUAUUUUCUCGGGGGGGUCGUGUUGGAUCCCUGCCGACAGCUUCCUUUCACAGAUCACCGCAGAUCGAUAUCACGAGUGGAUAGAGCUUAUGGUUGAGGGGGAUCAGAAUAUGCUCAGAAUAUGGGGCGGUGGGAUUUACGAAGAUGACGCUCUUUUUGAUGCUUGCGAUGAAUUGGGGAUACUCGUCUGGCAUGACUUCCAAUUCGCAUGCGCAAGUUACCCCACAUACCCUUCCUAUCUGGAAUCCGUCGAGAAAGAGGCAAGGCAGAAUCUACGACGGCUUAGGCAUCACCCAUCCAUAGUAAUAUGGGCCGGGAAUAAUGAGGAUUAUCAAGUACAAGAGCGUUAUCAUCUUGACUAUGACUAUGAAGGCGACAAAGACCCUCAAUCAUGGCUGAAGUCAAGUUUCCCGGCUCGAUACACAUACGAAUACCUGUUACCAAAGAUCGUCAAAGAAGAGGACCCUUCCAUGACCUAUCAUCCAAGUAGUCCAUGGGGAGACGGGAAGCAUACCACAGACAAAACAGUAGGAGAUAUUCACCAAUGGAAUAUCUGGCAUGGAAAUAUGAACAGAUAUCAAGAGACCCAUCUACUAUCCGGGCGAUUCAUCAGUGAAUUUGGUAUGGAGGCUUAUCCGCAUCUCGAAACGACCCGUGGGAUGAUCCGAGACCCCCACCAACAGCAGCCAGGAUCAAUGAUGAUGGAUUUUCGCAACAAGGCUAUCGACCACGAGCGUCGUAUGAUUACAUACAUCACGGAGAACUUCCAAGUGAAAUAUGAUCUUCCAUCUUAUACGCACCUCACGCAAGUGGUUCAAGCAGAGACGAUGCAUUUCGCUUACAAGACAUGGCGUCGGGAAUGGGGAAAACCCGGGGCGCGCAAAUGCGGAGGCGUGCUAGUCUGGCAAUUGAAUGAUUGUUGGCCGACGAUGAGUUGGGCUGUAGUCGACUAUUAUCUUGUUAAGAAACCUGCGUUCUACGCUAUUGCGAACGCGUUGAAACCAUUGGCUGUGGGCGUAUCACGACCUUAUCAUGAGUGGACAACUGGACAUGCUGAUCCCACCGAGCUGGUCAAGGACACCAAAUUUGAUCUAUGGAUUGCCAGUAGCAGGAGAAACCCCGCCACAGUCCUUGUAACAGUGCGCUUCAUUUCAAUCCGGACGGGUCAGGAUGUGAAAGAACCUUUGAAGUUGACAGAGACGUUGGCGGAGCCGAACAGCACAACAGAAGUAAUACAAAACCUCAUUGUUUCAAGGGAUGACUCGCAUUGCAAGGAUACCACCAAACCUUUCGACCUAACGAAAUACGAUCCAUUCGUAAUACACGCGACCAUCAAGGAAGGAGAUCAGGUUGUCUCAACCGACAGCGCCUGGCCACAGCCUUUGAAAUACUUAGAUUUUUCCAAUCGUGAGGUACGCUUCAAGACAUUGUCUGCCAACAAAAUAGCUAUUUCUGUAGCUCGUCCGGUGAAGAGCUUCGUUUUUGAGGAAACUAAGAAGACGAAGUUGAGCGAUAAUGGCUUCGACCUUUUCCCAGGUGAGGAGAAGAUCGUGGAUGUUAAGGGCGUGGAAUUGAAGUCUUUACGAUACACGUACAUUGGAGCGUCGGAGGGGUCGUUAGAAGUAUCCCUAUGAUCUGGAGCAUUGAAAUGGCCGAUAUUGAGAAUUGGACUAUGGACUUAAUUCUGUGAUUAUAUUGUUACUUGUCGCGUAAUGCUAUUAUAAUUCUCAUCUUUAUCAUAUUGAUAGCGCAGCGAGUAUUCAGCUAAACCAAUAUCUAGGUAGGUACCUAGGCACCUAAAACUCAUGUUUUUAUAGUGACUCGGGCGCUAAGUUGCGACGAGCUCUAGGGCACACCCCGCUAUAAAUGUAGUGGCGAGAACGACGAAAGCUCAUAUUAGUGGUGUCGCUGGGC